GUCGUCUCGCCAUGUCGACUCGGGCGGACAAGCCAUCGCGCAAAGACAAGGACAAGGACAAGGAUAAAUCCAAGUCCAAGUCCAAGUCCAAGUCCAAGUCCAAGUCCAAGUCGAAGAGCUCGCGGAGUGGCGGAGGGAGCGAUGCUAACCCCGGCAGUGAGGCGAGGGUUACGUCUGCAUCUGAUCCCGCGCUGGCGGAUGGAGCACCGAUGGCGCCGCUGGGACGGGCGCUGAAGAAGCGAACGUCGCAGUCGCGGUUCACCUCUCCCGAGGCCAGGGCAGAGGAGCUGGAGGAGCUGCCGUCGCUGUUUGAGGCCGAGUCUGAGGACGACAUGCUUGAUCUGUUCCUCCUCAAGCUGCGACAGGCCUCGGUGCUGUACAACUUUUUGGACCCGAGCAAAGACCUCAAGUCAAAGGAGAUCAAGCUGACUGCGCUCAACGAGCUCGUGGACUGCGUGACGACGGUGUCGGGCAUUAUUUCGGAGCACAUUUUCCCUGACCUCAUGGUGAUGCUGCGGGCAAACCUGUGCCGAACGCUGCCGCCGCACAUCAACCCGAACGGCGACGCGUACGACCCUGAGGAAGACGAGCCUAUUCUGGAGGCUGCGUGGCCGCAUGUGCAGGUUGUGUACGAGCUCUUCCUCCGGAUCCUCGAGUCGGGCGAGUUUAAUCUGGACGUGGCCAAAAAGUACAUCACCCCGUCGUUUGUAUCCGAGCUGCUCGAGCUGUUUGAUACGGAGGACCCGCGCGAGCGCGACUUUCUCAAGACCAUUUUGCACCGCAUCUACGGCAAGUUCCUCACCAUGCGGUCGUUUAUCCGGACGGCAAUCAACAACAUCUUCUUCACCUUUGUGUACGAGACGCAACGACACAACGGCGUGGCAGAGCUGCUGGAAAUCCUCGGCUCGAUCAUCAACGGCUUUGGCCUCCCGCUCAAGUCGGAGCACAUCACGUUCCUGCGGCGGGUCCUCAUUCCGCUGCACAAGCCGCAGUCGCUCUCGCUCUAUCACCCGCAGCUCGCGUACUGCGUCGUCCAGUUCCUGGAGAAGGACCCGCAGCUGACGGCGACGGUCGUUUCUGGCCUCCUCCGGUUCUGGCCCAAGACCAACUCACCAAAGGAGGUCAUGUUCCUCUCCGAGGUCGAGGAGAUCCUCGACGUCAUCGAGCCGGCCGAGUUUGUCAACGUCCAGUCGAUGCUCUUUGAGCGCCUCGCCAAGUGCAUCGACUCGCCGCAGUUCCAAGUUGCCGAGCGGGCGCUCUGGCUGUGGAAGAACGACUACAUUGUUGGCCUCAUGGCCGAAAACUACCGCACCAUCCUGCCCAUCGUCUUUGGUGCCCUCUACCGCAACUCAAAGGGCCACUGGAACAAGACCAUUCACUCGCUCAUCUACAACUGUCUCAAGCUGUUCAUGGACCUCAACCCGACGUUCUUUGACGAGUGCACCCGCAACUACAAGCAGGAGCGGGUCAAGGCCCGCAAGGCCCGCAAGGCCAACGAGGAGCGCUGGGCCCGGAUUGAGGAGCUUGCCCGCAAGAACCGCGCCGCCCGCGACAACGGCGAGGCGCCGCCGGCGUUUGAUGGCAUCGACGACGCCACCGCCCUCGCCCCGCUCGCACACCUCCGCCGCCACUCGCGCGCAGAGUCGACCGACGUCGACGCCGAGGGCAUUGUCGACAUCCUCGAAGCGGUGCCCAACAUCCAGGCCACCCCGCAGAACGUGCGCCUCCGCCGCAAGUCGCUCCUUCCGCAGGACCGCGACGUCCUCCACGCUCUCGAGCAGCACCGCUCCAUGGACGACCUCAACUCGUCGCAAGAGGAGGGCGCGCUCGGCAAUGCCGUCCCAGUCCCCAAUCCCAUCUCCAUCGGCACCCGCCGCCGCAACCGCAACCUUCCUCCACGCCACCCGGACGAGCCGGCCUCGCCCACCACUGCCAUCCUGCCGCCCUCGGUUCCAGUCGUUCCCGACGAAGAUGAGGACGAGCUGCCCGAAGCCUCGUCAUCACGGUCGUCGAUCGCCGGCCGCGAGAAGGCCAAGUCCAAGGACAAGGCCAAGUCGCGCGACAAGUCCAAGGCCAAGGCCAAGUACAAGUCGCGCGACAAGGACAAGGACAAGGACAAGUCACGGUCAAAGUCCAAGUCCAAGGCCAAGGCCAAGACAAAGGACAAGUGAAGAAUGAGUUGUGUUACA
Thecamonas trahens ATCC 50062 is the source of this 2189-nucleotide messenger RNA. Its product is annotated as protein phosphatase 2. The record is from RefSeq and is a predicted model, not a curated record. Bases 12 to 2171 code for a protein of 719 amino acids. Gene Ontology annotation, biological process: signal transduction. Gene Ontology annotation, cellular component: protein phosphatase type 2A complex. The transcript has 2 exons. Gene Ontology annotation, molecular function: protein phosphatase regulator activity. Lineage: Eukaryota; Apusomonadida; Apusomonadidae.